CAAGAGGAAAUAAAGAAAAACAUUGAGUUGGGUGCAGCGAGCAAAUUGCUGUGACUGCGCCGGGAAAGCAUCUCGGCGACGUAGCGCGAGGUUUACUGCAGCAAUCAAAAGGCAUUAUCGCGUCGGAAAUGAAAUUGCAUCCGCGAGUGAGACGUGCCGGGGCCGCGCGGUGACGACACCGUUUUAAAAUUUAUCUGGCGUCGCGCUGAUUGCAGCCGGUUCAUCAGCGGCCUAUUUACUUUGGCCAUUAGGCUGCGUGUGCGGCUGGCGCGCGUUGUGCGGGCUGCGUGGCGUGGCGCCGAGGGUGUGCGGGCGGCGCAGCCCAAGCAGCAGCGGCGGCGGCGGCGGCGGCGCCCACACAACCUGCCAGCCAGCCAGCCAGCCACACAACAGCAGUCCCCAGUUGCUUUCGGGCCGCUCGAGCUGCUGCACCGGCUGCACGUCCCUCAGGCCGCCAGCCUCUUGCUCCCAAAGUGCGUCCGUCGCUCGGGAUCGCCGUCGCCGCGACUCCAAAUGGAAUGAAAACCAACUCCUUGAAAAAGUGAUGCAUGGACGUGAACGACUUCCUCCGUGGCUUCCGCUGCUGGAGCUAACACCGCUUCUGCCAGGGGUCGCCGCCACCGCCGCCGCUGCCGCCGCCAGCACCGCCUCCGCCGUUGUUGUUGCUGCUGAUGUGCUCGUCGCUCAUGGCGACACAAGGUGACGAGAUUCCAGCAGUCGAGGCAGCCGCGAAGUCGUCAGAACAGAGCAACGCGUCGCCCCGAUCGUCGCAUUCGGCGCCGCCAACGACCGCCGUCUCGGUCGAGGAGGAGGAGCAGGACGCUGUGGCACCGAGCAGCAACGCCAACGCCAGCACCACGCGGCUCAACUCGCACCAGCAAGAUGGAGAGGCGCAAGAGAAGCUGCAGCGGAAGCCGUCGGUGCUGCAGAAAGCGGGUCGGUGGGUGCGUUCGCGGCUGGGCCGGCCCCUGGCCGACGGCGACCUGGAGGCCGACGGCGUCAGCGGCCCCGCCGAAGACGCUGACUACUUCCUCGAGAAGCUGGCCCUGGGGGCGUCGACCCAGGCGAUGGAGGGCGGCGUUAUUUCCCGGGGGCGCUGCCACUGCUGCGGGGGCGGCCGUGUGACCUGCUGCCCCCCUGCCAUCGACCCCUCUAAGCCGUUUCAUUACCAGUGGUUGAUAGUGGUGACGAUCGCCGUGCUGUACAACAUGGUGUUCGUGGUGGGGCGCGCCGUCUUCUGGGAGCUGGACAACGCGACGCCGUACCUGUGGUUCGCGCUGGACUACCUGUGCGACGCCAUCUACCUGGCCGACAUGGUGGUGCACGCCCACGAGGGAUACCUCGAGCAGGGACUCAUGGUCAGAGACACGCGCCUCCUCAGAAAAAACUAUUUCCAGUCGUUCAGAUUCAAGAUGGACACGGUGAGCGUGCUGCCGACCGACCUGUUGUACGUGGUGCUGCUGCGGUCGGCCGUGGGGCCGUCGUCGGGCGAUGCGGCCGCCGCCUCAAACUCAAGUGACCUUCUCAGCGGCAACCAGGUCGCCGGCAGUCCGACGCCGUUCCGGCCUUGCGGCGCCGGCCCCCAUGUGCCCUGCCCGGUGAUUGUGCGGAUCAACAGACUGAUGCGCAUCCCGCGGCUGCUCGAGUUCUUCGACCGCACAGAGACCAGGACCAGUUACCCCAACGUCUGCAGAAUUCUCAAGGUGGUGCUUUUCAUUCUGCUCAUCAUCCACUGGAACGCGUGCAUUUACUUCGCCAUCAGCUACGCGGUGGGAUUUGGCACCGACCACUGGGUCUACAACAUCACAGGGGCCAGGAACUCGUCUCUCUCGCGGCAGUACAUCUACAGUUUCUACUGGUCCACGCUGACGCUGACCACGAUCGGCGAGACGCCGCAGCCGGAAACGGAUGCCGAGUAUCUCUUUGUGGUGAUCGACUUCCUGGCCGGCGUUUUGAUUUUCGCCACCAUCGUCGGCAACAUCGGCAGCAUGAUCACCAACAUGAACGCGGCCAGGGUCGAGUUCCAGAACAGGAUGGACGGCAUCAAGCAGUACAUGGCAUUCAGGCGGGUGUCGCCGGUUUUGGCCUCGAGGGUGAUUCGCUGGUUCGACUACCUCUGGGCCAACAAGCAGGCCUUGGACGAAGGCCGCGUGCUGUCUGCGCUGCCGGACCCGCUGAAGGCCGAACUGGCCAUCCACGUGCACCUGGAUGCGCUGCGCCGCGUGCGUCUCUUCCAGGACUGCGAGCCCGGCCUGCUGGUCGAGCUGGUGCUCAGGCUGACCCUGCAGGUCUUCAGCCCCGGCGACUACGUGUGCAGAAAGGGCGACGUCGGCAAGGAGAUGUACAUCGUCAAGAGGGGACGGCUCAUCGUCGUCGCCGACGACGGCAGGACCGCCUUCGCCACCCUCGGCGCGGGGAGCGUCUUCGGAGAGGUGAGCAUCCUGAACAUUCCGGGCAACCGCACAGGCAACCGCAGGACGGCUAACGUGCGUAGCGUCGGUUACUCUGACGUUUUCUGCCUGGCCAAGGCGGAUCUGUGGCGUGCCCUGGAGGACUACCCUGAGGCGCGGAGGAGUCUGCUGGAGCGCGGCUGCCAACUUCUACGCAAAGACGGCUUGCUUGAUGAGGACGAACUGAAGAAGGCCGAGGCGGAGAACGAGUCCAUCAAAGACAAAGUCAAGAGAUUAGAGGAGCAAAUGGGGAAGAUCCAAAAAUACGUGCACCACCUUCAAAUGGAGAACGAUGCGCACAAGGCCGUCAUCAGCCAGCUGCAAAAUGGCAAUACGGAGCGGAGGAGCAGCGGCGACUGCGAGAUUGUGCCGUGCGUGGUGGUGAACUCGUCGGAGCAGGAGCAGUGCCUGGAGGACUCGACUUCGGAAUCCGAGGAGGAAACCACGGUCGUGGAGAACCCCAAAGGGGCUUGAUCAUCCAAAUUUUGUGAUAUGCGCGCCAGAGGACGCGUGGACCAGAAGUAUUGGAAGCUGCUGGCAGUGACGUCACCAAUUAUCGUAGUUUGGAGCGAUGAGCAGCGUAAACCGCAGCGAGAGAAACGAAAUAUUGACUCCCGAGAGUGCAUGGAGCAGUGUGACUUUUGUAUGCGCGGGAUUUGUUUCAUUCAAAACGCACUUGUGUUAAUUGUUCAUCGUUGUUACUGUUGUUUGAUGAAAUUAUAUUGUGAAACAAACAAACAAAACUUGCACGCUGGGAAAAUGGUGGACUAAUAAAUUUGUAAAGUGUGAAAAACACGCACACCAAUUAAAAGAA
Molecule: messenger RNA, 3264 nt
Organism: Cloeon dipterum
Lineage: Eukaryota; Metazoa; Arthropoda; Insecta; Ephemeroptera; Baetidae
Gene: CngA
Product: Cyclic nucleotide-gated ion channel subunit A
Exons: 14
Coding region: 672-2924 (750 amino acids)
Biological process (GO): monoatomic cation transmembrane transport
Cellular component (GO): intracellular cyclic nucleotide activated cation channel complex; plasma membrane
Molecular function (GO): protein-containing complex binding; intracellularly cGMP-activated cation channel activity; intracellularly cAMP-activated cation channel activity
Source: RefSeq, a predicted model, not a curated record